UAAUUUACGGAAUGAAUAAGUUACCAACAUAACAACAGUACAUUUGAAGUUUAAUGCGACAAAAUUAAAAUCUUAGGUAGCUAAACGAUUCAGUGCAAAGCGGACGCUUUUUAUUUUUGUAGGAUUGUAUUUUUUUUUGUUGCAGUAUUGGUAUCUAAAGUGCUCCAAACUUAUUUUGUUUGGAUACGCUACGAUGUAUUUGACAUUGACAGCUUGCUUUGGCUUGCUUGCUCCUCAGCCAGCUGAUCAUCAUCCAUCUCUGCUCGGGUACAAAAAAGAUAACAGAAGGCUGCGAUUUGUGAAUGUGAAGUUGUUACGAAAUUGUGUUAAAGUGCAUCUAGGUAUUCUGGAUUUGUAAAAUGGUUUCUAGCUAUACUUACUGUUUGUUUGAUUAGUUGUCUUCCAUUCAUCAUCAGAAGAAAAUAUAUUUCAUACUUCGUUUAUCCCAAGGAGUCAAUUAUUAUUCAUACACACAGUCAUUAAACAACCAUUUUGCAAGUCUAAUAUGCAGAAGCACAAAAAAGAUCUGCCUUCGGUCGUGAAGUGAACCAGUCUGAACUAGUAGUGUGAGCACGAGUGCUUGAGACAUGCGAACUUUUUUGCACAAAAAUGGAGGAAAAAAAGAGAAGUUAUUAUAAUUGUUCAGUGGAAGGCUGUUUAAAUUCAACAUUAAAUUGUGAUUUGUCGUUUUUUAAUCUACCACUUAAUUCUGAGAGGCGAAAUGAGUGGCUAAGAGUGAUCCACAGAGAAGAUUUAAUAGAUUCAAGUUGCUUUCGUACUCGCGUAUGCGAAGCUCAUUUUCGUCCUAACUGCAUUUUAAUUCAUGCAAAUCGAAAAUCGUUAAAAAAAACAUCAAUUCCGGAGCUGCUCCUACCAUUACCGAAAAAUUUUGCAAAUAAAGGAAUUCAAGCUAUUUUUGAAACAGCCGAUGCAAAUGUUCAAUGUGAUUAUGAUUCUCAAACAAAUGCUCAAGAGGAAACUUUAUUAUACCUUUCAAAAGAUAUUCCUCAAAAAAGAAAACCUUUAAGUGAAGCCAAAGUUGACAACCCUAGCCGGACCGCCGAGAGUAGACGAGGUCAAACUAUGCCUGUUACUGAACAAGGUUCAAACACGAGCAUUUCAAAUAUUAUUCUUGAUUUGGAAGAAGAAACACCACGCGAUCCAAAUGAAGAUUUUCAAUCUAUCUACAAUAAGCAACCGGACACGCCCAGGACAAAUAUCACACAAGACCCUUUAAUAUCAACUAAUACAACUUCUCCUCAGUGUUCCAAUAAUUUAGAAACAAAUAAACAAACCGUAACCGAUCACAUACCCACAUCGGAUUUGAUGAAGUUCCUGGUUGAACAAAAAAAUAAAGAAAAGAGAGACGAAGACAUAGAAAGGUUCUUUAAAAGUAUAGCGGCGACUGUGAAAAAGUUUUCGGAAAGACAUCAAGCUAUCAUAAAAAACAGCGUAUUCGAAUGUGUUUCAAAAAUAGAAAUGAAGGAAAUUGAUGAAAAGGAGCAACGACACAACGAAGUAGCAGACACACGCCACGAGCAACCCGAGCAGCCUGAGCAAUUUGUGCGAUGCGGUCUGUGCAAUAUAGCAAUAACUGGGUUUGUUUACGCGUGCGUGCAAUGCGGCGAGCGCGCGUGCGGCGCGUGCGACGCUCAAAGGCGCCACACGAGGCACCACGUGAUGCGCGCGCCUUGCGGAAGGUUUAAGCUAGUUUGCACGCAUCCCUGUUAA
Ostrinia nubilalis (European corn borer) is the source of this 1731-nucleotide messenger RNA. RefSeq lists its product as uncharacterized. The coding region runs from base 610 to 1731 and encodes 373 amino acids. The record is from RefSeq and is a predicted model, not a curated record. Lineage: Eukaryota; Metazoa; Arthropoda; Insecta; Lepidoptera; Crambidae. The transcript has 8 exons.